AUGGCACCAGCCAAAUCCUCCAAGGCUGGUCACGACGACUCCAAGGCCGAGGGCACAAACACGAAAGAAAAACACUCGUCCGGCUCUGGUAGCCACCACUCGAAUGGCAAACUGAGACGGGUGGCCAGUUCGACUGGCUCCAACUUGCGGGAAGUCACAAAUGCCAGUGCAGCCGUGGACACCACGCCUGCAAAGGAGGAGAUCCAAAACCCAGGACUCCAGUGGAACGCUUUCGAUCGAGAAAUACUCCAUGCUUACCGUCGCGAGCACCACCUCAACACACCAACCUCCUUCUCCUGCUCCUACCGCCAAUUGGUCUUGUCACGGCCUGGUGGCAUUGGACUGCAUUCUCCCACAAUGGCUCGGAAGAGAGACAACCGAAGACAGAGUAAAGAGCAACUUGCCAUGGCUGUGCGUAAGCACUUCAACGGCCUCGGAGUCCAAGAGAACGACGUUAUCGUGGACUUUAUCCACAAAGUUCGGAGUCAGGCCAUCACCAAAGCCGACCGAAACAGAAGGCCAAAUUCAACAUCUCACGACGCUUGA
Molecule: messenger RNA, 546 nt
Organism: Colletotrichum truncatum
Lineage: Eukaryota; Fungi; Ascomycota; Sordariomycetes; Glomerellales; Glomerellaceae
Biological process (GO): regulation of DNA-templated transcription
Cellular component (GO): histone deacetylase complex
Molecular function (GO): protein binding; transcription coregulator activity
Source: RefSeq, a predicted model, not a curated record